AUGAUUCCAUAUCAGGAUGAUGAGUUUACCCGGCCCUUCACUGGUGCAGUGGAUGCAGAGCUCGACCAGGAGAUGCAUGUGGAAGUUCGUGUUGAGGGGGUCGACAGCCGCCAGUUUGCCCUGGUGAUGGACACGUGUCCCAAUCCAAAUGACGACACAGUGGAGCUGCUGCAGAACGGCGUCUCGACAUCCAGCCGUUUCUCCUUCAGGAUGGUCAUCUUCACUGCAAACUCCACUAAGCUUUACCUGCACUGUGCUGUUCACCUUUGCCUUCUGUCAAGCAAUCGCUGCUCAAUGGACUGUGACUCUGGACACAAGCGGAGAGAGGGCAGGUCUCUGGACUUCCAUGACAGUGCUUCCAUAUCCAUGGGUCCUCUGAUGUUGUCUGAAGGGAACACAGAUAAGUGGGUCCCAGAUCAAGUGAAGGUAUCUGAGGCUUCUUGUCUGUGUGGUUCUCUGAUGGUGUUUCUUGUUCCUCUGAUGAGUGUCCUGACACACUUUUAGUUUAGUACCACAAAAAAUAAAUAAAUAAAUAAAAAUUGAAACGUAUUAUAUGAAUGUUGUCUAAUGCCAUUUUAAUUGGCCCCACUGGGGUUUCUUAAUUGUUUCAUAACUGUUAUUUUACUCAAUCUAUUUUUUGCUUAUUGUUCUGAAUCUGAUACUAAUGAAGCCUAUGACAAAAAUGUGAUUUGCUCAGCUUUUUGUUUUUGUUUCUUUUUUUCUAAUGAAACUUACCCACAUUCAAGUGUUAAGGAAUUCAUGAAGCUAGAAUAUUUAUUAUUAUUAUUAUUUUUAAAGCAGAGGCUCUGUUCUUUCUUUUGAUAUAUAUGUUCAGACAUUAAUAUGACUUUCUUUUCUUAAAAACAUUGUAUUUUAAUAUGUUUUAAGGCAUGUAUAAAAAAGGUCUUAAUGAUCCAAAAAGUAAAUGAGGGGGGAAAAAAAUAAAUUAAUUUGAUGGUUGGCCUCA
Megalobrama amblycephala (Wuchang bream) is the source of this 967-nucleotide messenger RNA. RefSeq names its product uromodulin-like. The record is from RefSeq and is a predicted model, not a curated record. Bases 1 to 504 code for a protein of 167 amino acids. Lineage: Eukaryota; Metazoa; Chordata; Actinopteri; Cypriniformes; Xenocyprididae. The transcript has 4 exons.